Molecule: messenger RNA, 2292 nt
Organism: Aspergillus bombycis
Lineage: Eukaryota; Fungi; Ascomycota; Eurotiomycetes; Eurotiales; Aspergillaceae
Exons: 7
Coding region: 1-2292 (763 amino acids)
Source: RefSeq, a predicted model, not a curated record
AUGGCACUUCAGCAAUUCAUCAACCAGACUGUCAUCAUUACCAGUUGUGGGCAUGGUCUGGGGAGGGACUAUGCUGCCUUUUUUGCAUCGGCAGGGGCUAACGUGGUUGUCCACGACACCGACGAGAUACUGGCAACAACUAUCGCGAGGGAUAUAAGGGCGACCGGAGGUGUUGCAAUUGCGAAUUCCUCAUCGCUCCAGAACGGGGACCAAACUGUCGCCGCCGCGCUCGCUGAAUUUGGACGAGUCGACAUCCUGAUCUACAAUUCGCUCCCGGAGCAUGACCGGAGGUUUGAGGGCUUUCACCCUCAGGCCGGGAGUUCGGACUUUGGAAAGGCAUUCAAGGGAUUGUACAAGACCGUCCAUGCCGCCUGGCCUAUAUUCAGAAAGCAGAAGUUUGGCCGCUUCAUUAUAAGCUGCACAUACUUCCUGCCGAAAAUGCAUUGCGAGGAACUCUCGUUCGGGAAAUUCGACGCUAACAGCUGUAUUACGACAGUCGCUAGUUACGCACAUCUUGGUUUUGUGGAGACUGUUGCCAAAGAAGGUGUGAGCGCAAACAUUCUGGCAGCAGCCAUUGUGACCGGGACCCCUUUUGGUGGCCCAAGUGGAUAUGAGAAACCCGACUGUGACACCGCUGUAGGCUUGGUGGCAUCACUGUCCCAUAAGCAAAACACAAGAGCAACUGGGUCUAUGUACCAUCUGCGAGGCAAAAUUUGCCACGCAUUGCGAUGGGAGCGGGCCGGGGGUGCUGGGCUUAGACUUGAUCAGAGAUUCACCCCCGGGGCGAUUCUUGAGAAAUGGGACGAGGUAAACAAUUUCGCAGACGCGGAGUACCCAAGAGGUACAUCAGAUGUUCUAUCCAUCUUAAGAAGAGCGGCCGAUCUCCCAGAAGACUAUAACAAGGAAGGGAAGAAAGUAUCCUUGCAGGGAAAAGUCGCCAUUGUUACCGGCGCUGCAAAUGGUCUAGGACGGGAGUACUCACUGCUGCUCGCUAAAUUGGGAGCGAAGGUUGUAGUCAACGAUAUCCAGGAUCCUACCUCUGUCGUUUCUGAAAUCCAUGAAAUUGGCCAGCAUGCCAUUGGGGUCACAGCACCCGCACAGAAUGGCAAAGAAAUUGUCAGACAGGCUGUCGAAGCUUAUGGGCGUGUUGAUAUUAUUAUCAACAAUGCUGGGACGGUAAGGGACAAGUCCAUCGGCAAGAUGACGGAGAAAGAGUGGGACUUUGUGUUCAGUGUCAACCUUGAUAGCACUUACGAAGUCAUCAAGGCAGCUUGGCCACAUAUGGUGAAGCAAAGGUAUGGACGAAUCGUCAACAUUACUAGCACUAGUGGGAUAUAUGGUAAUUUUGGACAAGCAAACUACGCAGCCGCUAAAUGCGGCCUCAUAGGAUUGUCAGAAUUUCUUGCCGGUGAUGGUGCAAAGCACAACAUCAUCAUGAAUGUGAUUGCUCCCACCGCAAGCACUCCAAAUCUUCUUUCCAUCAUGCCAGGCUUUCCGAAGGACCUUAAACCUGCUUACUGCGCGCCUAUGGUUGCCUUGCUGUGCUCUGACCAUGUCCCGUUCCCAUCAACGGGCGGCGUGUAUGAAGUCAACGGUGGCUGGCAAGGGCGAACAAGGCUUCAAAGGAGUGCUGGAUCCCCAGUAUCCUUUCGGCCAGACCAAUCAUUGCCAGCAGGGUUGGACAUGAUUGGAAACUUUGAAAAACGUGGCAGUUCAUACCUUGAAGACGGACCUGCAGGGCAUCGACAUCUCAUGGACAUCCUGAAGACAGCGCGCGCCGUGGAAAAGAUAGCGGCCGGGCAGGCUGCUCGUGGCCGGGGCAGUGUUUAUGAAUACAACCACAAGGAUAUUAUUCUUUACAACCUCGGCGUUGCGGCCAAACGCAAUGAUUUGGCUCUUGUUCUCGAGACGGAUCUGAACUUUCAGCCGGUACCCACUUUUGGGACCAUUCCAUCCUUCUUCUCUCGCUUGCCCGUCGAGUUCAAAGAGAUUCUGCCCAAAUGGAACCCACUGGGCUACGUGCAUGGAGAGCAAUACCUCGAGAUUCGCAAAUAUCCAAUUCCCACUGCGGGCAAGCUUGUUACGCAUAGCCGACUCCUUGAGGUGGUCGACAAGAAGAAAGCAGCCAUUGUUACCUUGGCUCACAUCACACGCGAUGAGGCUACAGGGGAAGAUGUGUUUUACAACGAGGUCUCUCUUUUCGUGAAAAAUGCUGGUGGGUUUGGCGGCCAAACCAGCCCCGUCUCAGCAACUCAAAGACAUACAAUCUCCCACAACGGGCGCCGGAUUUGA